GAGGAGGUCGGCCGGGACGUUAAGGUGGCCUGCAGCAGGCUCGUCGGUGCCCGUUGGCUUCGCUCGUUCCGUGCCUCGUCUCUCCCUGGAAGGGGAGGGGGGCUUCGACGCCGAGCAGGAUCCGCCGCUGUCGUAGUCCCGAGCUUGAAGUCGCUAGGACUUCUCUCAAGGUUGUGUGCUGAGGAGACUCAGAUGUUGGCCUCAGUUCCUAGGCUGAACUCAGCAGAUCGGCCCAUGAAAACUUCUGUAUUGAGACAAAGGAAAGGAUCUGUCAGAAAGCAACAUCUCUUAUCCUGGGCUUGGCGGCAAGGAAGAGGACAGGUGGUGGAAAUCCUGCAAUCUGAAAAGCAGACUGAAAGGUGACAAAGAAGCUGAAGAUGGGUGGUGGAGAGAGGUAUAACAUUCCAGCCCCUCAAUCUAGAAAUGUUAGUAAGAACCAACAACAGCUUAAUAGACAGAAGACCAAGGAUCAGAAUUCCCAGAUGAAGAUUGUUCAUAAGAAAAAGGAAAGAGGACAUACUUACAAUUCAUCAGCAGCUGCAUGGCAAGCCAUGCAAAAUGGGGGGAAGAACAAAAAUUUUCCAAAUAAUCAAAAUUGGAACUCUAGCUUAUCAAGUCCCACCUUACUUUUUAAGUCUCAAACUAAUCAGAACUAUGCUGGAGCCAAAUUUAGUGAGCCACCGUCACCAAGUGUUCUUCCUAAACCACCAAGCCACUGGGUUCCUGUUUCCUUCAAUCCUUCCGAUAAAGAAAUAAUGACAUUUCAACUAAAAACCUUACUUAAAGUACAGGUAUGAGAUAAAGUACUAAUGUUCAAAGCUAGUCAAUAUUUAGGGAUAAUUGGCAAUUGUUUCAGACUAAAUACACAAGGGAAUUAAUCUGUAAAAUAGCUUGCGUAGAAAAUAUAAUUAGACUUCAUCUUUUAUGUGUUAUGUGCAUUGAUGUAAUGAUAGAAUCAGUGCAACUUAACUAAGAUUUGUACUUGAUUAUCAAUACUAAAUUAAGUGUUUUCAAUGGAUUAACCAUUUAAAUGAAACCAAGUGCAGAUUUGGGGAGUGAUAAAGGAAUCAACCUUUUCUAUUGCUUGUUGGGAAAAUUAAGAUUAUCAUUCAUGGAUCAGUAGGUUUACUUGUUGAAAGCUGGUGAAUCUGAUGAUAAGCAUCAAAUUAAAACAUACAGGGGUUGAAAACUAGUUGAAUAUUGAGUUCAAUGUUCUAGAAACAUCCAGACCAGUUACAUAUCAACAACCUGAUGCACUGCCAAAAAAAUGUGAACUUUUUAAAAAGAUUAUAGUUGUUUUAGUUAACUAUAUGGUGUACAGGGCACUAGGGGCUAUUAGAAUGAAAUAGUAUACCCCACUGGCCUUGUAUAUGACAUGCAGUGGAUAGAUGUCUGCCAACAAAGGCACCGAAAUCAUUUUUUAUGGAAAUAGUAUUUGGUGUUAACCAAGUAGCUUUCAAAAUGCAUUUUUGUAUUAUGGCACUGCACAAGCUAUUCUGACAGUGAUCUGGCUUCACACCAUCCUUGCAAAGCUUGUUUAAAGUGGGGAGCUGUAUAAUGUGAAAGUUUUAAGUAGCUAGGAAAGAGCCAUGUAAAUAUAUGUAAUAAACUUGUAGCAUAUGUAAAAUUUUAUUGGCAUUUAUCCUACAAAAAUAGAAUAUUUUAGUAUGAAUUUGCUGAAUGUAAGACAUCGACUUUUUUUAUACUAUGGCCUAAUUUUAAAGGUCUAAGAUAACUUCUUUUAAAAGUUUGCCCUUGUGCUAAAGUGCCAGUGUAUGUAUAUUAUAAUUGAUCUCGCUGUAAACUAUAUUUCAAAGCAAAUCUUAGUGUAAGAAGUUUUAUAUAACUGAGGUUUGAAGCUGCUAAAACACUUCCUAUUUUUGAGAUGUGAAAAUGCAGUACGGGAUUAUUUUUUCUUUAAGCCCAAAGAUUAAGGGGUCCCCAUAACCCUAAAGAUUCAUUUUGGCUUUCAACAAUUUGUGUAACCUAUGAGUAUAAUAUACAAUGCCAGUGUAUUUUUUUUGUCAAAAGAUGUAACCCAGGGGACCACUUAGUGCAAAAGAUGUAAUUUCUUGCAAUACCUUAAUGACAUGUUUUGCCUGCCUUAAAGAUAAAUGCUAAUUAUAACAGCUAAAUUAAAAGUGUGUGUGGGGGGGUCUAUUUAAAACUUGAUUGUAAGUGCCCUACUUUCUGAUUUGGCCGCUUUUGGGGGAUUGUUUUUUAAGAGCAGAAUUGCUAAAUUGUAUUUCUCCAAAUAACUUCAGAUUAGGUAAUAUUGCUCAAGUCAAACAAUGACACCCUAAAGACAUAGUACUCAAUGUACAUCAAUGAAUUUGAAGCAUGAAAUUAAAAAAAUAAAAUUGUUUUUUACCCCA
Messenger RNA from Sus scrofa (pig), 2375 nucleotides. It is a transcript of the gene PNRC2, whose product is annotated as proline rich nuclear receptor coactivator 2. The record is from RefSeq and is marked validated. Lineage: Eukaryota; Metazoa; Chordata; Mammalia; Artiodactyla; Suidae.